Messenger RNA from Biomphalaria glabrata, 6766 nucleotides. RefSeq lists its product as uncharacterized. The transcript is spliced from 7 exons. Bases 5024 to 6097 code for a protein of 357 amino acids. The record is from RefSeq and is a predicted model, not a curated record. Lineage: Eukaryota; Metazoa; Mollusca; Gastropoda; Planorbidae.
GGGAUUUUCUAAUUCUCCUCACCCCUCCUCCACCCUAGCUACGCCACUGUUACUAAUAUUUCUUCGAUCAUCAACACUUGUCUUGUCAAUUGUAUAACAGAAUUAUUCUACAAUUCCUCUCUGUCAUUUGUAUAGAAUGGAUUCCGUUUCAAUAACAUGCAGUCUACUCCUUAAUAUUGUCUUUAUUUUCAUCGCUUUGUCUGUCUUCAUCUUCUUCUUUUACCUGGCAGGCUUACUAGGCUCUUUCCUAAAGGAAGGUAUUUGAGAGCUAGAAUGUAAUACUUUUUUAAUCCGAAACAUUUAAACCACCAAACAAAUUUUAAUAAACACUACCCUUACGUUUCAAAUAGGCAUUUGGCAAACACUUUUAAAAUCAGCUAAAUCUAGAUGUAAUGUAAUUAAACCAUUAGCUUUUAUAUCGACUUGUGAGAAUACCUGUUUAAAUGUAAUAGAUCUAGAUCUAUCACGAAUGCUACAAACUUAAAAUUUGUAAUAGCUUCAUAAUAUAGAUCUAGUUUAGAUAUAGAUCUAGGUCAGGGGUUGAACUCAAAAUGUAGUUUAUCGUUUGUUUUAAAUGUGGCGAAAGUUGAAUCAAAUCAUAACAAGAAAAACAUUUUUUUUUAACCUUUUUUAUAAAGACAAUACCUCCUUUAUACACCGAUUUUUAAAGCGAUUACUUUUUUCUUAAUAACGAAUAACGGUUAGAUAAAAAAAAAACUAUGAAAUCAUUUUCCUAUAAAUUUAACAGAUAAUCGCGAUACCUUUAAUGUUGUUUUUUUCAUUAAUUGUAAUAAUAUUUACAUCUCUUAAAUCCAAGGAGACCUAAUACAGGCUUAGGAGUUCGUGGAGUCACUUCAGUAAGUCAUGCUUUACAGCCUGAAUUGUUUCAGCAGAAAUUCCAACUCCUCCGGCUGCUUUCCAACAUGUCAGCUUGUCAAGGGCUGCUCUCGAUUCCUUUACAGACGUCGUUUCAUCUAAUUCAUCUAAAACUGCAAGUGUUGAGAAGUUAGACCAAGCGGUUAGCAAUAUAGCAUUUAAAAUCAGGUAGAGUUUGCAUAGUGCUCUGCCCAUCGUUCCAUUUGCAGUACACGAUCACUGAAGACAAUGCCAUCUUUUGAAUUGAGUGGUAUUCACUUGCUGGUCUGAGGCUUUUUGCGUUACUCUGAUGUUGAUACAAUUAGCACUAUUUGACUUACUUAAUCCUGUGCACUCCCAGGGGAGCAUAGGGCCGCAACCACACAUCUCCACCGAACUCGGUUCUGAGCAGCUUUUUUCAUCUGCUCCCAUGUCAUUCCAGUACCCUCAGCUUCACUGAUGACUGACCUCUUCCAGGUUUGCUUGGGUCUGCCCACUUUCCUCUUUCCUUGUGGGUUCCAGUCAAGUGCCUGCCUUGCAACAUUGGUAGCUGGUUUUCGCAGGGUGUGUCCUAUCCAGUUCCAUUUUCGUUUGGUGAUGUCUUGGGCUAUGGGCUUUUGUCUAGUUCUCUCCCACAAAUCGAUAGUAGUUAUCUUUUCUGUUCUGUUUACAGUUAGCACAAGAUUGACAAAACUCUCUAAGCAUUUUUAGAAAAAUACUGUAUUAAAUAUAAUGGAAGGCAACUCAACAAGGACAUUAAGUCUUUAUUCACAGGACACUACAAAUACAUAAUUACAUUGUCUUUUGCAUUUCUUCUUCUCAAGCUUCUCAACUUAGGCGGAACUCUGUUGUUUCUCUAGUAUCAACAUCCUUCUAAAUCUAUUCUUUAUCAUUGCGCGAGCUAAAGCGCACCUUCUGAACAUUGAUUGGCGGUGUUCAAGGCAUGCCUAUAACAUUACUAAACUGAACAUGGGGAACAAAAUGCUAUAGUGAACACUCUUCUUUAUUAUAGCGAGAGCUAGUCAACAUAGAUGCACCGAGAGCUUAAAUUAAACAGUUUUCACUUGCGUUGUCUGUGGCUCCUAAUGUGUAGGCCUACCUCCUGGGGGGGGGGAUUUGUUUCUAAUAAGAAAGUUUUGAAACUGGCCAUACACGCAGCAUCUAUGUUCUUUUGACACAGAGAAGGCUACGUUGGCUCGGACAUGUAACCCACAUGAUGGAUGGACGAAUUCCUUAGGACAUCCACAUCCUCAAUGCAGAGCUUGCUGAGGGAGUCAGACCCAAGAGAUAUCCAAGGCUAACGUACAGAGAUGUCUGCAAACGAGAUCUGAGGACAGCAGGCAUCAGAGAAAGCAUGUGGUAGGAAAUCACGCAAGAUGGGAACAACAAGGAGACGGACUGUGCGUGCUGGUACGAACCUAACCGAGAGGAAAAUGAAUGAACCGGUCAUAGCCAAGAGAAUGAGAAAGAAAGCUUCCCUAUUGGAUAAUCCUACAAUCGUACUUUCACACGAUAAGUGGCAAAUGCCGUUCUAGAAUUCUAGACCGGACUCAAGAAGAAACUAAAACUAGUGAUUCACCAGGGCAGCAUGAGGCAUAAUGUGCAUCCUUUAUCUUUAGAGACAGAAGAAGACAUUUUACGGAUGGCAACUUUGUCGUGGUUAAGAAGUGUCCACUUGUAGUGUGCUUGUAAUGUAUAAAUAUGAUUUCAGAUCUACGCCAGUGGGUCACCCAUUGUUUUACUCUCCACAAACUCAAAAACAUACAAAAUAUACAUUUUUUAUUGAACAAAUAUUGCAUAUUAAAUAAUUAAGAUUUUUUUUAAAGAAGUUAAAUUGGUAAAAUUUACAAGUACUCUUAUUUUUUUCUUCUAAAGAUGGCUUGGUAUUAGAUAUAUGUAUGAUUAUUAAUGAGUGUUAAAAAGUGGAUUUUUAUUAAAGUUUUCGUUAAAGUGUAGGGGCCUCCACAAAAUUGCUGCCCCUGGGCCUAGAUAUACAUCAUAUAUAUAUACAUAAAUCCGGCCAUGCCUAAUUCUAAUGAUGGGAGACUUAAAUGCAAAAAAUCUGUCGCAUCUGAACUGGCUAAGAAUACGUAAUGGGAUCAGACGACUCAGCAGAAAACCUCAGUGAUAAUGGUGAACGUUUGGUUUUUCUCUGCGCAUCCAACAGCCUGUCGAUUGGAAACAUAUUUUAAGCACAAACAAAUACACCAGAAAACAUGGCGAUCAUAAAAUGGAGAAACCUUUAACGAGAUUGAUUAAAUUUGCAUCUCCAAGCGCAUUGGAGGUGAAAAGCUGAGAAGUAUCAGUAGUUUUAAAUACCUUGGAGCUAUUGUCUCACAUGAGGGAACGAAACCUGAACUACUAGCCAGAAUAGCACAGUCCACAGCAGCACUUGAGCAAUUCAAAACAAAAUGGCUAGACAAAGGCAUAGUCCUUGACACUAAAAUCAGACUGAUUCGCUUCCUGGUCAUGGCCACUUUCUUAUAUGCUUUCGAAUCGUAAAUGCUGACUGCAGAACUAGAGAGGAGGAUACUAGCAUUGGAAUUGAGUUGCUCUAGUAGGAUCCUGGGUAUUACAUACAAAUAGCGCAUCACAAACGAAGAGAUUUGAGACAAGAUUAGUACAGCGAUUUGACCCCACGAUGACUUGCUAACUACUGUAAAUAAAAACUCACUCUAUGGCAAUAUCAUAAAGGUACUCAAGGCUCGCAAAAACCUUCCUUCAGGGAACAGAACCAGGAAAAAGAAGAAGAGGCAAACAGAGAAAGCAAAGAAGAAUGGACGGGCCUGCCACUGAAAGAGAUUCUAUCAAAGGUAAAAGACAGAGGAAUAGAGAAGAACUGUCCACAGAUCUUGUGCGGUGUCCUAACAGUCCAACAGACUAAUGUAUAGUUAUAAGUAUAAGAGUUAGUCAAAGUCAAAUUCCUUUAUGUCUAAAGAUUAAGUAAAGAGUCUAAUGUUUUGUGAUCGAAUAUUGAUUCGAGUCACUUGUUAAAAAGCUUUGGAAGUUGAAGAAGCUUGUGUAUAUUAAUAUUCAAGAGAAAUGUAAGUGUUCUGCAUCUUCUGGAUACGAGUUAGUCUUUUUUACGCCAACUAAUGUGACUUGUUCUUCAGAUGUAAUUGGCGUUGUGAAUGUUUCUUCGUGGACAUUAUCAUUAUGAGAUUCAACAAAGUUGUUAAAUCGGUUGUGCCAUACUGGCGAGGAAAUCAGUAAAUUUACUGCAUCUUUUGGUAGAUGAUUCCAGCAAAUUCCCCAACUGCGUAAAAUUGUGAUCUGUGAAUGAUUUCGUAACCUGGGAAAUCCUGGGAUCUUGCGACGAUCCAACACAAUAAAAUAGGGUACAUUCCACUGGAAACGCUAUCUUUGUGCCAUUUUAGGUAACAAUGAAUCUGCAGAUUUCUGUUAAUAGUACUACCACAUAAUAUCGGGAUUUGUUACUAAUUGUUAGCUCAGUGUUUAGUUUUAGAAUCACCCAUGUUCGCAGUGCUCACUCAAAUAUAAGGAACUGAAUGCAAUUCUGUUAUCAAUACGCCACUUUUUUUUUCUUAUAGCCAAAUUUAAAUUUCUUUCUUUCUUUUUUUUUUUUACUUUGAAAAAUUAUAACAGUCAAUUUAGAGUUUUCCCCAUGUGUCUAACGAGCUAAUAAUUCUUUUCUCAGCAUUAUACACCAAUUAUUAAAUUUAUAGGAAAAUCGUUAGAGCCGUUUUUGAGAUCAGUGUCCAGGUUCCUCUCUCCAGCUUUCACCCUCCAGGUUUGAUGAAGUUCUGACUUAAACAGAGGUAUUGUAAAAGUAAGGUAGCACUACUACAUAAAACAUUGAAACAUAACCAACACAUUUCUUAGUUCCUAUAUGCUAGGACAAAUUCAUACAAGUGCUCCUUCUUUCCAAGUGCCAUUAACAGCAUAAAACGUGUUGGCUUAAUCAGUCCAAUCAAGCUGUGAGGUAAUGAACAUGCACGACUAGAUUAACACUUGAUUAUGUGUAAGACAUUAUUGUUUUCUUUUGUACAAAGCUUAUAUCAACUCACUCUGUCUGUCUGUUUGGUAAAAAGUGUGGACAUGUUAUUUCUCCCACACGCAGUGGGUCGACUAGUUAUAGAUUGUGCUUGUUUGAAGAAGCAUGUGCAAUGUAUAUGAUUAGUAUAUAUAAUUUAUAGCAAGUCCAGCUAUGUUGCCGUCCAACAGAGGGGAUGACACUGUCAUCUGUCCUUAUGAUCCUGCACAUGUUAUAUUGAAAAAAAGUCUACAGAAUCAUCUCAUUAAGUGCAGAGAGAAUCAUAAACGUUCCCGUAAAGUUACUUGUAAAUUUAACAAGACUCACAUCAUCCCUGCACCAGAAUUGUCUCACCAUUUGCAACACUGUGAUAGCCGCUCAGUAUUUGAUCGUGAGUUGCAAUACCAAGCAAGGCAAAACCAGAUAUUUACUGGAGCUAUUAAUGCUCCUGACAUUACCAAUCAUACUGAUAAUUUGGAAGAAGACUGGGAAGCAGCCCCACGUGUUCAAACCAAGGCUCUGUUUAACAAGAAUGUUUAUGAUGUCCCAGAGGAAGAAACCAAACCAUAUGUUCCUCCUGGAGCUACUUAUGUCACCAAAAAACAGAGCCAAUCACAUCAAGUCUUUGAUUACUCUGCUAACAAUGUGAUGAAACCUAGAGGAACAGAGCCAAGUGAUGAGCUGCCUAGGCAAUCAGGAAGUGAAGUCUUAAGUCACACUCAACCUAAAUUUAGGUUUAUGGGACGUGGCAUCAGUCGUUUUGAUGAUCAGGAGAUCCCCACACCUGGUCUUCUAGGACUAUCCUCUGCCAGUGUUGAAGUGAACAAUAUACCUGGGCAUUCACCAUAUCCAGGUCCACCUCCGGGAUUUUCUUUCAAAUCAAAGGCAGCAGCUAAUAUACUUGCACCAUUCAUCUUGGAAGAUACAUCUGAACAUUCCGAAUCGUCCAAACCCAAAACAUCUCUUGGGUUUGCAGCUGAAUCGUCAUUGGCCUGUAGUUCUCCAACAUUAGCUGUAUGGUCUGUAGAUUUUCCAACCCUGAACACUGCUGGACAUUAUGCAUCAGCAGCAGCAAAUGAUUGGGCAAAUGCCAAAUCAGAACAACUUCAACAGAAACGUGAAAGAGAGCUAAGAAAACUUAUUGACAGACAAACUGAAGAACGAAAUCUUUUAGAGGCAAGACAUCACGAUGAGUUGGAGCAGCUCAUGUUACGUUUAGAUCUGGAGGAAAAGUUGGCCAUGAUGUGAGCAUUGUCAGAGAUGCUCUUGAAGCUUCUUGACGUCUGUCCAGGUUCGUUUAGUUUUUGGUUUGCUGUCAUUAGAUAAAUCUCAUAUUUUAAAAUGUUUUACCAACUGUUGUGUAUUAAACCAAUCAAAAGAAAAAUGUUACACAAAGACAUAUUUACAAAAUGUAAAGUGGUACUUGAUGUUGUUAGGGCUUAGAUCUUUUGUGUCUCCACACUCUGUCCUAAAUGGACUGGAAUCUUUUGUCCUAGUGAAUAAUCUCUUAAAAGGCUCUGACAAAUGAAUGAAUGAAAAAUGAACUGAAUGUUUAGGAAUAAUUAGCAUAUGCUUACGAUGUUUGACUUGAGCACAUUGACUUGAGCACAUUGACUUGAGCACAUCGACUGAGCAGACACAGAGCACUACUUUGUUCUAGUGGACAUCUGUCCAGUGGCGUCACUAUGGUCGGUGCCACCCGGUGCGGACCGCACCCCCGCACCUCCCCUAGUGACGCCACUGCAUCUGUCUACCCUAACCUAGUGAAACCUACAUAACAAGCAGAAAUAGACACACUAACAAUUAUAGAGAGUAGUAGAAUUGCUCAGUUUGAUUUUUUUAAAAAUGUCAACUGUUUUUAGAUGUUAAUUAAUAGGUUAAUUAUUAUUUUUUUUUUACAUGUAACAAACUUUAAUC